CGUGAUGGUGUGCAAGAUGUGUGAGACUGAGAAGACAAAGGUGAACUGCAGGAAGGGCCUGUGGUCUCCUAAUGAGGACCAGAAGCUCAAGGAUUACAUCCUCAAACAUGGCCAUUGUUGCUGGAGCUCAAUCCCUCUCAAAGCUGGUUUACAAAGGAAUGGAAAGAGCUGCAGGUUGAGAUGGAUAAAUUACCUGAGGCCAGGGCUCAAUCACGGCGCUUUUGCUGCUGAGGAGGAGGCGACUAUUGUGAAAUUCCACACCAUGUGGGGCAACAAGUGGUCUCAGAUUGCGAUGCAUCUGCCAGGAAGAACAGACAACGAAGUGAAGAAUCACUGGAACACUUAUCUCAAGAAGAAGCUCCCUAAGGUUGAUGAAUGCCAUUCAAAGCCUGAACAAGUACUGUCGGAAGAGAACGAUAGCCAAAUCUCAUUUUCAGAAUCCUCAAUUUCACAAGAAGUAUCAUACUCAGUGAGUCCUGAAUCCAUCAUAAACAACAGCAAUGAUCAACCUCCUCUUCCGAAAGUACUAUUUGCAGAUUGGUUGCCAAUGUUCGGUUACAGUACUGACCAGAGCUCAUGGGUUCUGAAUGGUAGUGGGACGACGACUUAUGUCCCGAGUCCCGAGCUUAGGCAGGCUGAGAAUGUUGAGAUGGCGAGUGCGAACACGGGUGUGCAUGGCAUGGAGGACUUGAGCAUGUAUGGAGAAUUUCAGUUGCAGUUUGAACCUGCGGAAUCAAUUCCCUAUGAUCUAUCUUCAUUUAGUGAAGCAAACAGUGGUUUUGAGCUAAAUCAUGAUUUGUUUUAUUAGUCUACAGGCGAAAGAUAUAGACUUGUUUGUAAGAAAACGUCAAUUUGUUUGUAAUUAUAUAAGACAUUCUUAUACCGUGUGCGAGAAUCAGCAGUUGUAUUAUUGUUUUCAAGAUGACGACU
Molecule: messenger RNA, 930 nt
Organism: Zingiber officinale
Lineage: Eukaryota; Viridiplantae; Streptophyta; Magnoliopsida; Zingiberales; Zingiberaceae
Product: transcription factor LAF1-like
Exons: 3
Coding region: 5-808 (267 amino acids)
Source: RefSeq, a predicted model, not a curated record